CCCAACAUGCACGGAACCCUUUCGACAUGCGGCCGGCCGUGUCCUGUGCCAUACGAGCCUGCAGGAGACCUUGGCCCAAGCAUGGGCUCCGUGCCCAGGCGCUUCGGCGAGCGGUCUCCAACCUGCCUCGUCUCUCCGAGGAGACCGUGGCGGAUGACAAGAAGUACGUGGACCUGCCUUCGCUGGUGAAGCAGCUUCGCGAGGAGCUGCCGCCGCAGCCGGGGGUCGGAGCGCCCAUCAACGGCUCGGUGGUCGCCCGAGUCAAGAAGGUCCUGCAGUCCGUGCAGCUGAACCCGCGGGAGUGGCAGCAGCACGCGGUGUUCCGCCGGGGGCGAUACACCAGGAACAUCGUGGGCUACUCUCCGAAUCAGUUCAUUGCCUUGCUGCUCUGCUGGGAGCGAGGACAGCAGAGUCCGAUCCACGACCACUCGGGUGCGCAUUGCUUCAUCAAGAUGCUGAGCGGCCAGCUCCAGGAGCAGAAGUUCCUCUGGGCGGCAGAUGGCAAUGCGGGUGCCGAGGUGGACGAGCCCGGGGUGAUGGACGCCGCGAAGCCGGAGAAGAGCGUCAGCUUUAUGCACGACUCCCUGGGGCUUCAUCGCAUCUCCAACCCCAGCACGGAGGAGGUGGCGGUGUCUCUGCACAUCUACUCCCCGCCCUUCCGGGAGUGCCUGGUCUUCCCCCCCGGCGGAGCACCCAAGCCUUCCCCAAUGGUCAGCAUGUUCGAGCCGGACUCGGCGCCCAACGAAAAGGUGGCAGCCGACAGCAACAUCAUCAGCUUGCAGAGCUUCUGCGAUCAACUCAGCGGGCUCAAAAACUCUGAGGACAAAGACUCCCAAAGCCAGCUGCACGCCAUCCUGGACCUGCUGGUCUCCGCGGAGAUGACGGAUCUGGAAUGGGCCUCUUAUGCGAGCCCCGCGCAUUUCAGCGAGUUCUACCCGGUGCAGCACAUCAUCCACUGUGACGAUGAGUUCUCCGUAGUCAUCACUUGCUGGAGCCCUGGCCAGAAGGUGCCGCCUCACACCGUGGGCCGAGGCCGCAUGAUGUGGCUGAAAGUGAUGCAGGGGAAUCUCCUCUUCCAGGAGUUCUCGCCUGGCCUCUUCCCUUGGGAGAGCGACGUGGAGCGGUCCACGGAGCUGGGGGAGGGUUCCGCAAGCUUCCUGGAGGUCGGGGCCUGGUUGCGCCGGGCCCGAUACUGUGAGGAGUGCGGAGUGCGGAUGCACGACCUGAAGAACCUCAGUGACACCCAGCCGGCCGUCACAAUUCAAGUCUUCUCUCCGCCUCUCACAUCGUUUACCUUCCACUCAGAGAAGGGCACCGAAAGGAAGGAUCUCCCACGACUGGUAGGGCAGGGCCCCGCGGGCAUGGAGGGCUUCUCCGCGCAGGCGCUGGGCCGCACGGCCGGGCGGUGGUUCUUGUCCUUCCGCGGCUUGCAAAGUCUGCUGAACCAGGAGUUCUCGAGGCAAGACGUGAAGCCGCAGACCGUGGCAACGCUGCUGACCAAGGCGGUGUUCAACCCGCAAGAGUGGAGGGAGCGGUUGUCCAACGCGAUGCGGCAGCAGACCAUGGGCGGUUGGCCCAAGCACGUGCUGGUGGCGCAGGAGAAGCACUACACUAUCAUCCUCUCCUACUGGGGCACCGGCGCCGAGCGGUCGGUGGCCAUUGAAGGCGGCACUGGCAUGAGCUGGACGCUUAUCCUGGAAGGCGAGCUGGAAGAACAAACCAUCGGCCUAGGGCGCGACGGUAGCGACAGCCCCUCCGUGCUGCGGUCCAGCGUGCUGAAGGAGGAGAGCUGCAGCUUCCUCAGCAGCUUCGAGACCUCGGGGGCCACCGCCGACAUCGUGGAGCGCGCCCACGGCGCGGAGACGCCCUGUGUCUCCUUGCAUGUCUACCAUCCACCUUUGCCGGAGGCGUGGAUGAUGGGAUAGCCGGAGCCCCUGAGUUGCUUUGCGGAGCUUUGCCGCACGUUGGCAGAAGCCACAGUCGCAAAGGCUCAACUCGCUGGGUACCCUGUUGGGGGA
Effrenium voratum is the source of this 2018-nucleotide messenger RNA. Lineage: Eukaryota; Dinophyceae; Suessiales; Symbiodiniaceae. The record is from the annotation of a GenBank genome assembly.